Molecule: messenger RNA, 1041 nt
Organism: Plodia interpunctella (Indianmeal moth)
Lineage: Eukaryota; Metazoa; Arthropoda; Insecta; Lepidoptera; Pyralidae
Product: ommochrome-binding protein-like
Exons: 1
Coding region: 44-973 (309 amino acids)
Molecular function (GO): protein binding
Source: RefSeq, a predicted model, not a curated record
UUGAGACUCAACACGUUUGAAGUGAAAAAAGUUCACGUCAAAAAUGAUAACUAAAAUUUCAGAGAAGUGCAACAGAGACUACACACGAUCAUCCAUAAAGUUCAAGAUAGUAAAUUUUCCAUUCAUAUUCUGUUGCUUCACAUACUUCUUCUCAUCGGCACAAUCUCUGAAACUGGUCGGAAAAUACUGCGAUCUUCAAACUGGCGAUUUAGCAAGACUGUGUUACGUAAAAGAAACCUUAGCGGUGCUCACACACAGUCCAAAUCAGCUUGCGGUGGAAAAGUCGUCGAAUACCCUAUAUUUCAGCUUCGAUUUUGGCCAAGGAGAAUAUAUCCCAGGUAUUCUAAACAUCAGUACAAAAAAACUCACCGUAUUAAAAGGACCUAAGGACGCUUUUGCUAUUGCAAUCAACGACACAUCACGAGAGGUGUAUUUCGGAGGCAGCUACGGUGUCUAUAAAUACAACCCUAUUGAGAAAAGUUUGAAGCAACUCCUUGUUCCAGAUUUGGAUGUGUGGUGGUUAUUUGUCAAAAACAAUAUGCUGUAUUUUAUUAAAUUUCCUACAUUAUACGCGUAUUGUUAUCAUAAUAGAACGGUUAGGAGCGUCGAACGAUUAAAAACAUCGAGCAUCCAACAAUUUGUUGUUGAUGAAGGUAACAAUAUAUUCUUUAUAAACAGCAGUGGGUUGUAUGGCGUGAAAAAUGAAUCAGAAAAUAUUACUAUGCUGAGAAGUGACACGAAAUUUCUAGGAAUGACUAUAGACAAUAAAGGUGAUGUGUUUGCUAGUGCCGAUGAUGGAAUCUAUAUUGUGGAUAGAAUAGUGGCGAAGGUAAAAAAAGUGGUGAACAUUCCAGGCGUUUUGGGGCUCACUUUUGAUAAAAAUAAUCACCUUAUUUAUUCGGAUUCCCAUGAAAUCACACGGCUGGUAGCGGUUUCUUCUAAUACUUACAAUGAUAUAAAUUCUAUUAAAUAAUAUUCGAUUUAAUGAUGUAUGCAUGUACUUACCGGAUGUAAUUUUUUUAUAACGUAUGUAAAUGAAUA